UUUCAUGGUGGUCGUCGCACCGGCAUACCCAGUCCACCAGGUUCAGUUAGUGCGGGUCACACUGUGAUUGUUUCCUCUUAAAAUCAAUUAACUAAGGGGGUUUCCCUUUAUUACUUUAAGGGAUUCCCGGACGUUAUUUAUUAAUAAAAGUGGCGAUAUUCCUCAUAGUAUUUUAUUGAAAUUUAUAGUGAUUGCGAUGGAUAUGAGAAGGAUGUUUAAGUGAUCUUGAUCUGUUUUUGAAAUCUUAAGUGGAUCAGGCAGGUUAUUGUUAUUAUUGGGUGGCUGUAGUUUGCAGAUGACACAGUGAAGAUGAGACACCGGCAUCGAUGGCCCUACAUCCUGUUAGUACUACCCUUAUGGCUUUUUCUCCCCACUCUGUUGGCCACCCCGAACCCCUCACCCUCACCAAGAACCAGACACCAACCACAAAGACAAAUCCAUCGACUAGUGGGAGGAUAUAUUCGAACCUUGGAUCGGGAUCAAGACGAUACAGAAUUGAUUACAGCCAGUGCUGGAGGAAACACAAAAAACCAAAAAGGAGGAAAAUCACAAGGCGACGACAGAAAAACCCUCUCCCAACAAGUGGCCGAUGGGAAAUACGGACUGAUCCAGAAGGAGCUGUUUAGGAAACCACCGAAACGACCCGGAAUACUGAGUUACGAUGCCAAUCCAGAAGUUCCUCACGACAAUAUCGCAACACUGGGCGGACUGACGAAGAACGACAUCUGGUUGGCCGAGAACCAUCUUUUAGUGAUAAAAGGUGGUACCUAUCCACCGCAUGAUGACACCAAGCAAGACCUCGCGCCAGUAUGGCAACCUAUUGAUGAUUAUAGUGCACCACUGCAUCAGGUAAAAAUCCCAAAAAAUCCGGCGGUACCGCCGCCCUUUCCCGUCCAACUCUCGGACGACGGGCCCCUCCAAAUCCUGGGCACAAACUCUUCGCGAACGCUUAAUGCAUCAGCAGAAACGCCGGCCUACGCCCUACCGCCCCCGCCCGGUUGGGACGGCGAAAUCCCUCCGCAGGCACAAUACUUCCCAACGGAAACCAAUAGCGAUCAGGGUGAAGAUAAAACCAACCCUGUUACCGGGCAAGUUGCGAUGCGAGUACCUGUCCCGGGGGAACCCGGAGGGGGGAUGCCGUUCCCCCCCUCCCUUUUGAACGGCAGCUCGCCGCCUUUUUUCGCGCACUUACCGCCUGGGGCGGCGAUCUUGCCCGCCCCCAACGUGAACGAAACACACGCGGACAUACUGGACGAGGACGACCCGUCGAUCUACUAUCCGCCGCCCUACAGUUUCUACUACCCCAAGGAUAACUCUAGCGCGGUACCACCAGGCCCGUUGGUACCGGGCAUAAUCUUGCCACCGCCCCCAAAAUUCUUCGGGCCACUCGAAGACACUACCACCACCACCACAAUAAGAUACCAUCCAAAAACACGACCCACUUACACCACAAAACACACCACAACAGAACCAACCAUCAGCAACGAGAUCAGCACUUCUAAGCCGUAUAAAACGGUACCCACCAGGGUCACCGUGGUGAAGAACUACAGCAAAGUGACCACCAGAGUCCACAGACCGCGCAAACGACCAGUGCAAACCACCAAGCUGGUGAAAACAACCACGGGAAAACCAAAAUUGAUCACCAUACUGCCGGUGCACGUGAAUAAACUAAAUCGCACCUAUUUGCCAGCGAAUAGCGUCAAAAGGAAGCCACCGGUGACGAUUUUGAAGCCGGUGAAGCCAGAAACAGCCACUCCCAAGACUUACGGACAUCCCAAUGAACUGGCUGACCGACCGUAUAUUAGCGGUGAGGCUGGACAGUACAAGUUGAGACCUAAAGAAGUGGCUAGUUGGGCCCCACAGAGGGAAAACUAUGGGAGGUUAAGACCUGGACCAGAACAACGGCCUGUAGUAUAUGAAAGGGAGAAGAAUAGGUAUGAGGGAAGUGUGGUUAGUACUACGCAGGUGCCCCUCAAGUACUAUACGACGGCCAAUCAGGUGGAAGUGAACUCGGUUACGCCGCUGCCAGAGAAGUAUUCCAUAGGUAUCAAUGCAAACCAAUACCAACAACAACCCGCCCAAAGACCCCAGCGACCGGCCAACUACUACUACUACGAAGAAACCGAUCCUGCCUUAAACACCAUCACAACCGAAAAGCCAUUCGUCAAACCGAACUAUUAUCCCAACCAGUACUACAUCCCUGUGAAACCCACCGUGGCUCCACCGAGAACCCCUUCGGUCAAACCCCAAUACAUUUACCUGACCGGACGACCCUACGUGACCGAACACUCGCACCCACCGAAACUGACAUACGUACAGCCCCAAAAGCAACAAGGAACAUUCAGCCUCCACAUAGCUAAGCUACAAAACCAAAUUAGUCAGCACUACAGUACACCCGUGCCAGAGCUAUACCACCGACCCACUCCGAAACCGGUUUACCAAUACAGUUUUCAAGCGCAAAACUACCAUCAGAGACCUGUAGCAUUUAAGCCCUCACCACUAAUGGACGAUAACGAGGACAGUUUCAAGCCGAUUCCGCAGUACAGCGUUGAGGUACAGCCCGCCAUAGAAAUCGUUCCUACCGAGAGGCCCAGUUACCAACAGGUACAGCCCUUAAACGUCGAAGAACCCAGUUAUUUCAGUACCGAGAGACCUCGGCAGCAGUACUUGCAAGAGAUUCAACAGCCUCCCGCCCCUCGAAGACCUCCCGCGCCAUCUUACGGGCAUAACAUCGAAGUGACGUCCUCUAGACCUAUAGCGGAGUUUUCAUUUGACGCCACCCCGAACCCGAUACAUCAGGGGUACUACACGAAACCCGACGAGGAUUAUUUCGAUAAAAAUACCAAACAGUAUUUUACGAUUUUCGGGAGGAAGUUGCCCAGUUCGACCACACCGAUUCCGUCCGUUACUAGGGCGCCGUCGUACAAUAGGCAACCCCCCAGACCGAAAUAUAGGCAACCGUCAUUGCAGAGUGACAUAAACGUGAAUUAUGCCAAACAGAGACCUCCGGUAAAUCCGCUUAGUGAGCCAAUAAGGGGACAGUACUACGAAGAUGUAUCAGCUAACCCGGAGAUAGUAAAAGCGAUUGAGAUAACCCCUCCUCCGAUUGACGGUAGAGGGAACAAGGAAAGAUAUAUACAUUAUUCUUUGCCGGGGGACGAGGGGGCGCAUUUUUACUUUUUAACGCCGCAAGGGGUGGAUAGGAGACGCAGGGAGUAUUUUAUCGAGAGGAGACAAGUAGAAAAAAGUAUCCAGGAGAAAAAGGAUAGUUGAUGUAUCCGUUGUUUGUGAUAUAAGAAUUGGUGGCUUUAGGUAGUAGAAAUCGGUCUGUGAUUGCUCCAGUGUGCUUAGAAGUAUCCAAUGAACUAUUAUUGUUUAAUGAUAAACUAUGUAGUUAACUUAUGGUGUAGUUUAAGAGAUUCUUUAUGUAAAUAAUUAUGUGUUUUUUGCCAAACUGUCCCAGAGGUUUAUAGGAAUAAAAUUUUAUUAAUACUUAAA
Molecule: messenger RNA, 3498 nt
Organism: Anthonomus grandis grandis
Lineage: Eukaryota; Metazoa; Arthropoda; Insecta; Coleoptera; Curculionidae
Exons: 9
Coding region: 310-3273 (987 amino acids)
Source: RefSeq, a predicted model, not a curated record